This is a messenger RNA of Beta vulgaris subsp. vulgaris (sugar beet), 2095 nucleotides long. RefSeq names its product glucan endo-1,3-beta-glucosidase 2. The record is from RefSeq and is a predicted model, not a curated record. NCBI's taxonomy places the organism in Eukaryota, Viridiplantae, Streptophyta, Magnoliopsida, Caryophyllales, Amaranthaceae. Gene Ontology annotation, molecular function: hydrolase activity, hydrolyzing O-glycosyl compounds. The coding region runs from base 189 to 1697 and encodes 502 amino acids. Gene Ontology annotation, biological process: carbohydrate metabolic process. Gene Ontology annotation, cellular component: plasma membrane. The transcript has 3 exons.
AAAGAGUAAAAAACAACUGCACAUGAUUUCUCGGCCGUCCGAUCUUCUGACAUCAAAAUCUCGAUAAUUUGUUCUAUUAUUUCCCCCUCUUAAAAUCCCCUGCUUUUUUUUCCCUUACACUCAAAUCUCCAUUUAUUAUUGUCUCUCUCUUCCUCUCUAAUUUUCUUUCUUAGCUUGAAGAACCAAACAUGGCUGCUGAGCCUACUGUUAUUCUACUUCUUUUGUUAGCUCUUUCGAUUGUUAGUGCUGAAGAUGCUUUCCUUGGAGUGAAUAUAGGAACAGACCUCUCAGACAUGCCUCAUCCCACUCAAGUGGUCGCGCUUCUGAAAUCCCAGCAUAUUAGGCACGUUCGGCUAUAUGAUGCUGACAAGGGAAUGCUCGUAGCCCUUGCAAAUACAGGAAUACAAGUUGCAAUCACGGUUCCCAAUGAGCAACUCCUUGGUAUCGGGCAAUCAAACUCUACUGCAGCUAAGUGGGUUUCACAAUAUGUGGUUGCCCAUUAUCCGGCAACUAACAUUACUACAAUUUGUGUUGGUUCUGAGGUUUUAAGUACCAUCCCAAAUGCUGCUCCUAUUCUUGUGAAUGCCCUGAGAUUUAUCCAGUCUGCACUUGUAGCGUCGAAUCUUGAAAGGCAGAUCAAAGUUUCAACACCUCUAUCUACUUCAGUUAUCCUUGAUUCUUUCCCUCCUUCCCAGGCCUUUUUUAACCAUUCCUUACUCCCAGUCCUGGUCCCAAUGUUUAAAUUCUUGCAAUCAACUAACUCAUAUCUCAUGCUCAACAUAUAUCCUUACUAUGACUACAUGAAUUCUAAUGGUGUAAUUCCCUUAGACUAUGCUCUAUUUCAACCUCUUUCUGCUAAUAAAGAGGCAGUCGAUGCCAAUACACUCCUGCACUACACUAACGUCUUUGACGCAAUGGUGGAUGCCGCCUACUUUGCCAUGGCCGAUCUCAAUUUCACCAACAUCCCCAUUGUGGUGACUGAGUCAGGCUGGCCAUCCAAGGGAGAUGCUAAGGAGCCUGAUGCCAAUCUUGAGAAUGCCAAUACAUAUAACAGCAAUCUGAUAAAGCAUGUUCUCAACAAUACAGGAACACCGAAACACCCAGGAAUCCCUGUUAGUACUUACAUUUAUGAGCUAUACAACGAGGAUAUAAAGUCAGGGUCCACCUCAGAAAAGAACUGGGGAUUGUUUGAUUCAAAUGGGAAGCCAAUCUAUAUCUUGCAUCUAACUGAGGCAGGGUCUGUUUUGGCUAAUGAUACAACAAACCAAACUUAUUGUACUGCAAGAGAUGGGGCUGACAAGAGGAUGUUGCAGGCUGCCUUGGACUGGGCCUGUGGGCCUGGGAAGGUGGAUUGUUCGGCUUUGUUGCAGGGUGAGCCUUGCUAUGAGCCUGAUAAUGUGUUUGCUCAUGCUACUUAUGCUUUCAACACAUAUUAUCAGCAGACUGCGAGAACUCCAGGAUCUUGUGACUUCAAUGGUGUCGCUGAAAUCACCACCACCGAUCCAAGUCAUGGUAAUUGCACAUAUGAAUCUAUUGGUGGUCUUAAUGGUACCUUUGCCAAUGCGAGUGCACCAUCUAUGAAUGCAAUGAGUUCAAGUUCUCCUUGCAGCAUAUAUUUUCAAAGCUCUUCAAUAUUAUUAAUGGUUAGAAUUCUAGCUUGGAGCACAAUUUUCUUACAAGCUGCAAGAUUUGUGUAAGAUCAUCAUUGCUUUGAAUGCAAAGAUAUGUGAAGAGUUGAAGGGACCUCCUCGUUUCCCUGAUGAGUUCUCGCACUACAGUAAUGCCACUGGGAACUGUGAAAAGCAUGAAUAGAGUUGUAGGUAUCAAUUGAUGUUUUAGUGCUUGCAUUCUUUUGUUCUUCCGCAAAAUUGUUUGGUAGAUGUUUGUUGUUGGGUCAUAUUUUGUUUCCCCCUCAGGUCUUAAACCUUGUGCAGGUUGGCCCAACAAUAUCCUUGUUUUUAAUCCGAGGACAUUGUUAGUUUAGGUUGUAUUUUGACGGUAUUAUAAAACAAGAAGCAUUCAUAAAAAAAUAUGAAGGUUGUAACUAUUGCUGUAAUGCAUGGUGAUUGGUGCAUAGUAGCCAACUUGACUCGAA